UUAGAGACAGGUCAGGGUGGUGACUUUCCAGGUAGGCUACACAAAGGAGGUCACAAUGUGUACUUUAUGAUGGGCUCUGUAACACAUCUGGGAUGAUACUGAGAUAAUCCUUCACAUAUGGGUCCCAUAUGUUGGGACCCAACAUGUGCUGUCUUUCUGCCCUGGCAUCUUUUUGUUGUUCAUUAUGAGCUUCUUCAGUUAAGCACCCCAUAUUCAGAGCCAGUUUUUUAAAGCUCUAUACUUUACUUUUUUGUUAUUCUAACUAAAGUUUUGAGGGUCUCCUCUUGAGUGAUAUAGGAAUUGUCUCCCCCAGUAUCUUCCAUCUCAGCCCAGUCAGCAUGCUUUUUGGGCAUGAGCAAAAAGGGCGGCAGGGUAUAAGAGACUGGAGGGAUGUGGAGCAUAGAGGGUUGGGGAGCUGUGGAGGACAACAGGACAAAAGGAAGCUGGUGCCUUCUGUGGCCUCAGCCACACAACCUUCCAGGUAGAGAAGCCAGUCUGCUGCCUGCCACAUGAGCCAUUGCCUGAGCCAGACAUGAAGCACUGGUGGAAGAUUUUUGUCCUGUGGCUCUUUGGGGAGCCCAUCUUGUGGCUGAUGGCCUCCUACCUGGAUCUGACCCCUGAAUCAGCACGCCAAGAAAAACAGAUGUACUUGGUCCCAAGGCAUCACUACUACAGUUUGUUCAAAUUUGGGUUAUAUGGCUGUCCUUCUGUAACCUGCAACUGCUCCUCCAGUAACCACAGAGUCUCUGCCCAGGGCUUUGAGACACCUAUGGGGAACCAAACCACAGGACUCUUCCUUUGUCCCAAGAAUGCCAGUGACCAAGGCUCCUGGAUGCAGCAGCUGCUUCAGCUUUCUAAUCUGGCGUGAACUUCAGAUGCUCUGAGUGACAAGGUGAUGGAAGAAUUGUUCCUAGAUAUUCUGUGA
Messenger RNA from Heterocephalus glaber (naked mole-rat), 925 nucleotides. RefSeq names its product chromosome unknown C20orf173 homolog (gene CUNH20orf173). NCBI's taxonomy places the organism in Eukaryota, Metazoa, Chordata, Mammalia, Rodentia, Bathyergidae. Gene Ontology annotation, biological process: sialylation. Gene Ontology annotation, cellular component: membrane. Gene Ontology annotation, molecular function: beta-galactoside (CMP) alpha-2,3-sialyltransferase activity. The record is from RefSeq and is a predicted model, not a curated record.